This is a messenger RNA of Pogona vitticeps (central bearded dragon), 2044 nucleotides long. Lineage: Eukaryota; Metazoa; Chordata; Lepidosauria; Squamata; Agamidae. The record is from RefSeq and is a predicted model, not a curated record.
AGCCGGGCGCUGAACAGCUCCUUGCUGGCUGGUCCUGGAGACGACUCCUUGGCUCGCCAUCCUGCCUCUCAUAGCCCUUCAGGUUCUCUGCCUCCUCAGGCAUGAUGACUCGACUGAAAGCUCAGCUUUUACUUGGCUUCCUAUGUCAAGCAGUCUGCUCCUUUGUGAAUGGUUUCCCCGUUGAUGCUUCAACUGAGUUCCGAUCUGCUUUCUCUGUUGCCCGAACCAGCAGCAUGGAAGGAAGCACAGAAAUGGUGAUCACCUUUGAUAAAGUCUAUGUGAAUAUUGGAGGUGAUUUUGAUCCUAAAGCUGGGUUGUUUCGAUGUCGUAUCCCUGGAGCUUAUUACUUCUCCUUUACAGUCGGGAAGUACCCCAGGAAAAAUUUGUCAGUCAUGCUGAUGAGAAACAAGAAUGAGGUCCAAGCAAUUGUAUAUGAUGAACACCAUCGUAAAGAACGGAAAGUGGCCAGCCAGAGUGCCAUGUUGCAGUUGGACUAUGGUGACACAGUCUGGUUGCGUUUACAUGGAGAUCCAAAAUAUGCCCUCUACAGCAAUGUGGGCCCCUAUACAACUUUCAAUGGGUACCUUAUCUACCCAGACAUAUCAAGCUAUUUUCAAAACACUGUGGGCUCCCAGGAGGUAGGAAAACCAUCAGGGCCUCCUCCUUCUCAUGUCAAUCAGCAAUUUUCCAUUAACCAGAAUGAAAUCUCAGAGAGGCACGUGCUUUCCGAUCAGCCAAGCAGAUCAGUGGAUCCUCGCUCAGCCUUUUCUGCUGCCCGUUCUGAAAGCCUCCUUGGGUCAGAUGAGAAGCAAACUCAGCAUGAACCCAUCACCUUUGACACAGAGUUUGUGAACAUUGGAAAAGAUUUCAAUUUCUCAAGUGGCAUCUUCACAUGUCGUAUUCCAGGUGCCUACUAUUUCUCCUUCACUAUUGGCAAGAUGCCUUUCAAGACCAUGUCAGUGAAACUGAUGAAGAACCACAAUGAGGUUCAAGCUAUGAUCUAUGACGACAACCACUCCAAGAGGCGGGAGAUGCAGAGCCAAAGCAUUAUGCUGCCUCUGCAGUAUGGUGAUACCGUCUGGCUGUACAGCCACCAGCAUGAUGGCUAUGGUGCCUACAGCAACCAUGGCAAGUACAUUACCUUCACUGGGUUCCUUGUCUAUCCUGAGACUAAGCCAAAACCACCUCCAGAUGUCAACGAGUUUCUGGGGUCAAGGCUUUAAACAAAAAUACAAAAAGAGCACAAGAAGUCAAGAGGCAGUGGACUUUAGUGCAGGUCAUGGACAGAAGUCACCCAUGACAAUGUGAAGAGCAUGCUUUUGUAUGUCCAUUGCAUUCCUCAUGCUGCACAACUGUGCCCUGCCUGCAGAGCCAUUGUUGUUUUUCUCAUUCAUCUGUAGAAUGACAUUUGCAGGCUAUAUGUGUUUGGUUCAUUAUUGCUGUUCAAUUUAAGCAUAAAGCAUGAGGUAGUUUGGGGAGUAGAAAAAAAUGGGGUGGUGAAAUGAGAAAGGGACAAAGGAAUUGCUGCAGGUGUGCUGAUAUUGUAAAAGCAUGUCCUCUCUACAAGGCUCUUGGGAAUCAAGAACAUUUUCUGCAAAUCCAGACAAACAUCCAGAGAGGAGGACUGAUGUGGUCAAACAAUGAACUCAGUAAAUCUACAACACUUUGCUUGUACAUGUGAGGUGGUGAUUCUUAAGACCUUUCAAUACAUUGUGAAGUGUGCUAUAUGUUAGAGCUGUCGGUCAUGUGAAUAGCUAAGUAAUCACCUGCCACUGAAUCAUUUACAAAGCAUUGGCUAAUUUAAAUAAAUGUGCAAAUUGCCAAAAUCUCAAUAUGAUUAUUACAAAAGUGUGAGUUAAUAAACAAACACUAUUCACUGUGUAAAAGGAAAGACGAGCUUCAAUUCCCCCUAUUAGUUAUCUCUGUUAAUGUAUUAGAAUAAAAAUGCUAACUAAAGUAUACAUGUAUAUCUUUAAAUGUCCCAGAAAUUAAAAUUGCUCUUGGAAAAUUAAUCAACUAUUUUUAGUAAAUUAAUCUACCAAUU